AUGUCAGCAACCACAAGCGCUGCGCAACGUUGCAACAUCGACGCAACUCGGAGAAUAUUACCCAACUCACCUUCCACCGGGCCCGUCGUCUCCAAACUCUCAAUACUUGAUUCAACAGUCGCCCGUUUCACGCCUACGGCUGCGAUAUGGCUUUACGACAAGCCAGAAACGUCACAAUUGUCACGCACUGAAUUCUUUGGGAACCUCAGCCACUCACUCAGUCAAACACUAAACGAUUAUCCGCACUUUGCAGGGCAACUCCAAUGGGCUACACCCGAGCAAGUCAAAGACGACGCAGUGUCGCGACACCUUGGCCGGCUAGUAGUUGCGUAUGGCUCGACCGAAGAUCCCGGGGUUGAGUUAUCCAUCGCCACUCACGACUCAAAGCUCAGCGAUAUAGUCCCUAGCCGGGCUGAGAGGGCGACGAAUUUGAAAGAGUGGAACGCCUCGAACUUCCAGCAAAGCGAUUUCUUGCCAAAAACCAAGAUUGCGCUCACGUCUUUGAAUGCUAUCGACGGGCUGCCUGCUAUGGCCGUUCAGCUGACGUCGUUCAAGUGUGGAGGCUUUGGGAUCAGCGCAAUGGUCUCGCAUCCUCUCGCAGAUGCUGUAUGCUUGAUGAACUUCAUGUACUCUUGGGCAACAAGGUCGAGGGUUCUACUGGGCAACGUUACUGCAAUCGAUGGUCUGAUCAUAUUCAAACCUGUCUUUGAUCCGGCACAGCUUGACCAAGCUGCAGGGCUCACACCCGGAGGUCUCCCGGACGCAUCAAUAGUUGCAAAGGCUCGAGCAUUGCCGAUGCACCGGUUUGACUGGUGGGCAGAAGAUGCGCCAGGAUAUCCUCCAGGUGUCAGACCAGCUUCACUAGCCACCAUGCCACCGCCGGACGAAUUAAGAACAACCAAACUCAGUCCGUCAACAUAUCCUCCGUGGCCGACUUGGGACAUGAGUGCGCCAGUUGAGCAUGUUCAAAUACGUUUCGCGGCAGCCGAGUUGACCCGGCUGAAGGAAGCUGCGCAAGCGAGCCUGCCGGACGACCUGCAAUCACUCCGAGUCUCCCGGCUCGAUGCAGUUCUGGCCCAUAUCUGGACUUUGAUGAACCGUGCGCGCGGCCAUGAAGGAAAACCUGAACAAGCAUAUCUGAACAUCACCUUGGGUCUUCGAAAUCGCGUCGAUCCACCCUUACCAGACACUUUUGUUGGAUCUCCUCUCCUUCUAGGGUAUGUUGAGAAAACCGCCAACGAAGCGAGCUCAAUCCAUCUUGGGCCUAUCGCCGGCGCUAUCAGGCAGAUGAUGUCUCGCUUCACGCCAGAUGCGGUUGCAGCUUACAUCCAUGACGCCGCACACGAGGUCAGCCCUCAGCGGUUAUGGCAAGGCUUCUUGGGAACUCAUCACACCCCCGUGACAUCCUGGGUGAGAGCCAAAACAUACGAGCUUGACUUCCUGGGCACGGGGGAGUUAGCUCGGUAUGUCCAGGGCGUCAUGCCAAAGAUUGAUGGCUUGGUUCAGAUCAUGGAUGUUGCCUACACUGGUGACUUUGAUGUGAGUGUAUGUAUGCAGCGAAGUGCCAUGGACCGGCUGUUGAAGGACAGUUCGCUGCGUCAAUACGAGUAG
Messenger RNA from Colletotrichum tamarilloi, 1611 nucleotides. RefSeq names its product transferase. The coding region runs from base 1 to 1611 and encodes 536 amino acids. Gene Ontology annotation, molecular function: acyltransferase activity, transferring groups other than amino-acyl groups. Lineage: Eukaryota; Fungi; Ascomycota; Sordariomycetes; Glomerellales; Glomerellaceae. The record is from RefSeq and is a predicted model, not a curated record. The transcript has a single exon.